This is a messenger RNA of Calliphora vicina (urban bluebottle blowfly), 792 nucleotides long. Its product is annotated as craniofacial development protein 2-like. Gene Ontology annotation, biological process: chromatin remodeling. NCBI's taxonomy places the organism in Eukaryota, Metazoa, Arthropoda, Insecta, Diptera, Calliphoridae. Gene Ontology annotation, molecular function: catalytic activity. The transcript has a single exon. The coding region runs from base 1 to 792 and encodes 263 amino acids. The record is from RefSeq and is a predicted model, not a curated record. Gene Ontology annotation, cellular component: nucleus.
AUGAUUACCGAAACCGAAACAAAUGAAACAAAACGAUCUGAUUUACUGAUGACGACCUUUAGCAUGAAAACCCGGACAAGAUUUGGAACAUGGAAUGUUAGAACGCUAAUGGAACCAUCGCGUCUGGCUCAACUUUGCAAGGAGUUUAUGAGCUACAAACUACUAUUUUUGGGUAUAAGCGAAAUGAGAUGGCCUGAUACGGGCGAAAAAUCAAUAACAAAUGGACUCCACUUAUUAUAUUCUGGUAAGGCAGCCAAUGAAAAUAGAGCAUCUGGAGUUGGUUUUCUUUUCUCCAAGGAGGCACAUAAAGCUCUAAUUAGCUGGAAACCCUACUCUGACCGCAUAAUAGCAGUAAGACUACGUACGCGCGCCAGAAAUCUCACAUGCAUCCAAUGCUAUGCGCCCACCGAUGUCUCCGAGGUUGAAGUGAAGGAUGAAUUUUAUAGCCUCUUGGAUCGUGCAAUAACAUCCUCGAAUCGUGGUGAUAUUCUGGUAGUAAUGGGCGACUUCAAUGCUCAAACAGGUCCCAACAACACUGGCCUUGAAAGCGUUAUGGGGGUGCAUGGCUUAGGCAGGAAAACUGAAAACGGGGAAUUGUUUGUGAACAUGUGCGCGGAAAACAGUCUGGUCAUAGGAGGCACUCUGUUUCCACACAAAACAAAACACAAAAUAACGUGGGUAUCACCUGACCAUGUUACGGAGAAUCAAAUAGAUCAUAUAGCUAUCUCCAGGAAAUGGCGCGGCUCUCUGUUGCCAGUGAUCAUCUCUUACUCAUUGCAAGCGUGCGUAUAA